AUGCUGAGUUCUUCUAUGGUUGCAGCAAUCCUUACUAAAACCGCCUCUGCCGCCUCUUCCCCCUCGUAUUCCGAUCGCCUCCCACCACACGUCUCUGGCGCCGUCGUGGUCGCGAGGUACGGGGAGAUUUACAGAGGAGACAUUGUGAGGAACGCGUACAAGGCGGGAGCUGUAGGCGUUGUGAUAUAUACAGACAAGAUAGAUUACGGCGGAAGAGAUGAGUGUUUUCCGGAAAGUAAGUGGAUGCCACCGAGCGGGGUUCAGGUGGGUAGCAAUGGGUUGGGUGAUCCGACGACUCCUGGGUGGGCUAGUGUUGAUGGGUGUGAGAGGUUGUCGGAGGAGAGUGUGGAGUUGAGGGGAGAUUCUCCGGGUAUACCUUCGCUGCCUAUCUCUGCUGCUGAUGCGGAAGUGAUCUUGAGGAGCGUUGUUGGAGGUGUUGGGCCUGGGAUCUUGAACUUGAGCUGCGUUGUGACUGAGAUUGAGAAUGUUAUUGGAGUGAUUGAAGGGGAACAAGAGCCUGAUAGGUCACGGAUCUGUGAGAUAACAAACUAAAUCCCACAUUGGAGAAUUAGA
Messenger RNA from Brassica oleracea var. oleracea, 573 nucleotides. Its product is annotated as N-acetylated-alpha-linked acidic dipeptidase 2. The record is from RefSeq and is a predicted model, not a curated record. Gene Ontology annotation, molecular function: carboxypeptidase activity. NCBI's taxonomy places the organism in Eukaryota, Viridiplantae, Streptophyta, Magnoliopsida, Brassicales, Brassicaceae.